Molecule: messenger RNA, 1887 nt
Organism: Aspergillus sclerotioniger CBS 115572
Lineage: Eukaryota; Fungi; Ascomycota; Eurotiomycetes; Eurotiales; Aspergillaceae
Product: C6 transcription factor
Exons: 6
Coding region: 1-1887 (628 amino acids)
Biological process (GO): regulation of DNA-templated transcription; DNA-templated transcription
Molecular function (GO): zinc ion binding; DNA-binding transcription factor activity, RNA polymerase II-specific; DNA binding
Source: RefSeq, a predicted model, not a curated record
AUGACCUCGGAACGGAAGCAACGUCUCCUGGCCCCUGCAGCCUCCAAGGACCCUGUGCCGCCACCUUUGUCCUCCCUUCCCCCGCAGAGGAAGGUUUCCACUGCAUGUUCAAAUUGCCGAGCCCGAAAGGCAAGGUGCAGCGGAACCGCACCAUGCGAUUGGUGUGCCAGUCGCGAUCUUCCCUGUAGCAUCGACGAAGCCACGGACUCUCGCCGAAAGAUUAACAUCAAGCGAAAGAUCGACAGUUUGGAGGGAGACCGCGAUGUCUUGACGCGGAUCCUGGACAGCUUGCGGAGUAGUGGCCUUACGCGGACGCGCUCCCUGCUACAGUUAAUCCGGAGUAAUGCCUCCUUGGAGGAGCUGCAACUGUUCGUUGAUGACCAGCUGCAAAUUGCCAAUACCCUCGGCUCUACGGUAGAGGACGAUGAGGUUCAAAUGUCAGACGAGUCCAUCUUUAAGAUCCCUCGCAGAGUCCUCAACCCCAAGCGACUGGCCGAUCAGCCCGUCUUUCGUGUACCCGCAAAACCUUGGACCAGAGUGACGGACGAUGAUGACUUUGUGUCGCAUCUCAUCUCAUUAUACUUCACGUGGCGUCAUGCCUGCUUUCCUUGCAUCGAUCGCGACCUAUUCAUACGCGAUAUGAAGGCAGCAAAGCUCAAAUCCCAGUUUUGUUCUCCUUUUUUAGUCAACGCCAUUCUGGCGGAUGCCUGUGCAUACUCCGAUUACGCAGAAGCAUACGAAGUCCCGAGUGAUCUGUCCACGAGAGGCACACAUUUUUACUACGAGGCAAAGAGAUGUUUCGAACAAGAAGACGGGCAUACCACAAUAGCCACGGUACAAGGGUUAGCGGUGUUAUCAACCUGUGCAUGCUUCAUGGGCAAAGAUCGACGGGGCUGGAUAUACCAGGGCCAGCUCGCAUUUGCCGCAAAGGAGCUCGAGCGCACACUUCCCUCGAUAUCAUAUAGCUCCCUCACGGAGAAGUCUGAAAUAGAACGGGCCAUGGGGGUUACACUGUGGGGACUGUAUACCACGACAAUUGCACAGGCGUUCGCUUACCAACGGCCGCCAUUGAUUGAGAAGCCCAGCUGUCCGUGCCCGCCGAGCACCCACAACGAUAAUGAUCCGCUAUGGCACCAUUAUCCCCAUGGAGGCGAUGGCCUUCAAGGGCAUUUCAUGUGCUAUUUCAACAGCCUGUCUGAACUGACAACCAUCGUCGACGUGUGGUGCACAUUACUCUUCGAUGGCUUUACGAAACCUUCACGCGACGAGGUUCAUAACAUGGAGGGAAAGGUCCGUACGCUCCUAGUGGAGUGGGAGAGGACACUCCAACCGUGUUUAAGGAUUGAAUCUGGGCGUGUGAUGCUUCCUCACGUGUUAUCAGCAUACGGAUGUGAAAGCCAAUGGUCGAGCCCGGAUCGGCAUCCAGAAGAGGUGGCUCUAUCGUCUGCACGACAGAUUGCCGGCUUGAUGGAGGUGCACCGAACCUUAUGGGGGAUUGAUAUUUUUCCUGCUAGCCAUAUACAGUGGAUUACGGUGUCCAUGUUCACUCUUCUUGGGGGACUCGAUGUGCCUGUAAAUCAGGAGGCGUUUACUACUCUCGCUGUAGCGGCGAAAGUGGCUUCACGGCGCUGGCCUAUUGCAAAAGGCACAUUACGAGCCAUUCAGGUCACAGCAAGAAAGAUGGGGGUCGAUUUGCCCGCGGAGACUGCUGCGCUUUUCAUAGACUUCGAAAAGGAAAUCUGGGAGCCAAAGGGUGGUAAGGGAAUCAGUAGCCUGUAUCCCAAUUUUGCAGUGUUGGCUGGAUCAUUACCAGAUGACGAGGUAGAGCUGGACAAAUUCUUAGAGAAACAGGAUGUUCUGAACACUUCGGACCGGGAUGGAGAAUGA